Molecule: messenger RNA, 5781 nt
Organism: Tetrapisispora phaffii CBS 4417
Lineage: Eukaryota; Fungi; Ascomycota; Saccharomycetes; Saccharomycetales; Saccharomycetaceae
Gene: SEC7
Product: Arf family guanine nucleotide exchange factor SEC7
Exons: 1
Coding region: 1-5781 (1926 amino acids)
Biological process (GO): regulation of ARF protein signal transduction
Molecular function (GO): guanyl-nucleotide exchange factor activity
Source: RefSeq, a predicted model, not a curated record
AUGUCAGAUUUAGAGGACAUUCCAGUUGACUCUUCCAAUAAAAAUGAUGUGGAGAGAUCUUUAGAUCACACAGAAGAGCAAGGGUCUGUUCAAGACGGUGGAGCCUCUGACAGUGCAGAGUCCGUUGAGAUAUCUGAGAGUGAAAGCGAUUCGGAAGUCGAAGAUUUGAAUAGUGUCGUUGCUACUGAAGAAGAGGAAGAAGAGGAAGAAGAGGAAGAAGAGGAAGAAGAAGAGGAAGAAGAGGAAGAAGAAGAGGAAGAAGAGGAAGAAGAGGAAGAAGAGGAAGAAGAAGAGGAAGAAGAAGAGGAAGAAGAAGAGGAAGAAGAAGAUAGUGCAAUUGAUGCAGCAGUUGAAGCGGCUGUAAAAGAGGAACGAGCAAUCGAAGAUGAUGUGGAAGAAGUUCAACGAGCAGCUGAAGCAGCAGCUGCAGCAGGCGUUGAAGCAGCUAUCGAAAAAUCUAUUUAUGCUUCUACCCAAACAGCAACUACAGCUAAUAUCAAAUCGACAUACACUUUAGUCAUCGACACAUUAAAAAAUAUACUAGAAAAUAGAGACAUUAAGAAAUAUCCUAAUACCCAAAAAGAUGUCGAAAGAGUGCUUUCAAAAUUAGAAGACACCUUGAAGCAGACUAAUAAUGAUCCAAAAGUAUUGGACUCUAUUCAAGUUUUUGAAUCAUUAAGAUCCUGUUGUAGAACUGAAUCAGAUAAAAUUCAAUUAAGUGCUUUGGAUUGUCUUUCCAAACUAUAUUCAUUCAAAGCCUUGGAUGAAUCGAUUUUAGUAAAUCCACCGGAUUGCCAAGCUGCUAACGAUCAAGAACAAAAUGCUGAAUCCAACGGAAUCACUCCACCACCAAAACAGAGAUUAAUUGAUGCUUCAAUUGACGCUAUAUCAGACUGUUUCCAAGGUGAGAGCACAGAUGAAAAAAUCGAAUUACAAAUUGUUAGAGCAUUAUCUAGCUGCGUUUUAUCUGAAACAUCAGAAUCUCUAUGUCAUGGUGCUUCUUUGUUAAAGGCAGUCAGAACAAUUUAUAAUAUUUUUAUAUUUUCUUUAAGUUCCUCCAAUCAAGUUAUUGCUCAAGCUACAUUAAUACAAAUAGUUGGGUCCAUCUUUGAUAAAAUUGAUCUAACGGAAUUAAAAGCAGAUGGUACUGAAUAUAGUAAUUCAUUAAGAAAUGAUGUAGAUAUGGAUUCCUUGCGUAAGGACAAAGAGGAAAAUACCGAAUCUUUAACAAUCAGUAAUAUGGAUCAUCUAAAUGAAGAAGCUGAUCAAGCAGCUGAUGAUCAGGAUGAUGAAGCAUCUGUGUCAAAUAUUGCAUUACUUGAUAUUGAAGAAUUAGCUAUCAAAGAUGCAUUCCUUGUUUUUAGAGCUAUGGCAAAAAUUUCUGCUAAACCUUUAGUAUCCGACUUGGAUAUGAGAUCACAUGCUGUAAGAUCAAAAUUGUUAUCUUUGCAUAUAAUACACUCAAUAAUUAAUGAUCACAUUGAUAUAUUUUUAUCAACCACUACUUAUUUACCUGGUAGGGAUCAUGUUUUAUUGGUUGAUGCUAUAAGACAAUAUCUAUGCCUUUCUAUAGCUAGAAAUGCGGCUUCACCAAUAUCUCCAGUGUUUGAAAUUACAUUAGAAAUUAUGUGGUUGUUGAUUUCUCAUUUAAGAGCUCAAUUCAAAAGAGAAAUUCCAGUCUUCUUAAUCGAAAUAUAUUUCCCAAUAUCAGAAUUAAUAACUUCUACAAACCAUCAAAAGAGAUAUUUCUUGUAUGUUGUUCAAAGAAUUUGUAAUGAUCCAAGAACUUUAAUUGAAUUCUAUCUAAAUUACGAUUGUAAUCAAGGCAUGCCUAACUUAAUGGAACUAAUGUUGGAAUAUUUAUCAAAGUUAGCUAUAACUAGAGUUGACAUUACUUCCACUCAAAGAGGAUAUUAUCAGGAGCAACUAGCAAAACCACUUGCCACGUACGAUUUAAAUCAAUUACCACUGUUGUCAAUUUCGAAUAUAUCGUCUACCCCAGAUGAUACUCAAGCAUCAUUAGGAUACCCAAUAGAGUACGCUUUGAAAAUUGCUGCAUUGAAUUCAAUAGUAUUUGUUUUGAAAUCAUUGAGUACUUGGGCUCACAGGGCUUUAAAACCUAUGUCAUCCUUAUUAAAUAAAAAUAGCACACGCGAUGACCAUUCAUCGUCAGUCGCAUCCUCGAUCCACGAGAGAAGAACCUCUGCAUUACCAUCCAGUAAUAGCAUUUCAAGUUCUCUAAAUGAUAAUUUACAAGAUAUAGAUGAUCCUACACAAUUCGAAAAUUUGAAGCAACGUAAGAUUCAAUUAUCCGAUUGUAUAAGGAUAUUUAAUUCUAAACCAAAGAGAGCUAUUCCCGCAUUACUUGAUAAAGGAUUUAUUGAUAAUAAUUCCCCAAGCUGUAUUGCAAAAUGGUUACUUAAUACAGAAGGUUUAGAUUUAGCAAAAGUUGGUGAAUUUUUGGGUGAAGGGGAUGACGAGAAUAUAGCAAUUAUGCAUGCAUUUGUUGAUGAAUUCGAGUUUACAGGCUUAUCAAUUGUAGAUGCGUUGCGUGAGUUUUUGCAAAAAUUUAGACUUCCUGGUGAAGGUCAAAAAAUUGAUAGAUUUAUGUUAAAAUUUGCUGAAAGAUAUGUUGAUCAAAAUCCAGAAGUCUUUUCGAAAGCCGAUACUGCAUACGUUUUAUCAUAUUCUUUGAUUAUGUUAAAUACUGAUUUACAUUCUGCCCAAGUUAAGAAUAGAAUGACCCUAAAGGAGUUUUUAGAAAACAAUGAAGGUAUUGACAAUGGUAAUGACUUGCCUGAAGAGUUUAUGGUCGGUUUAUUUAAUGAGAUUGCUAAUAAUGAAAUCAAAUUACUUUCUGAACAACAUCAAGCUUUAUUGAGUGAUGAUUCGACUCUUAUUCCACAGCAACCUUCUGCCUUUAACUUUUUCAGCUCAAGGGAUUUGGUUAGAGAAGCAUAUAUAGAAGUGUCAAAAGAGAUUUCAUCAAAAACCGAAUUAGCUUUCAAAAAUCUAAAUAAAUCAAAAAGUGGCGACGAUGUCUUUGACGUUUAUUAUGCAGCAUCUCACGUCGAACAUGUGAAAUCUAUUUUUGAGAAUUUAUGGAUGUCAUUCUUGGCUUCAUUAACUCCUCCAUUUAGAGACUAUGAUGAUCUAGAAACAACAAACAAAUGUUUAGAAGGGUUGAAAUUAUCAAUCAAGAUUUCUUCUAUAUUUGGCAUCGAGUUUGCUAAGAAGUCUUUUAUUGGUGCCCUAGUUCAAUUCUGUAACUUACAAAAUCUAAGAGAGAUAAAGUUAAAGAAUGUCAAUGCUAUUAUCAUUUUAUUAGAAGAAGCUUUAGCUGAAGGUACAUUUUUAAAGGAAUCUUGGAAGGAUGUUUUGUUUGUUGUUUCCCAAGUUGAAAGAUUACAAUUGAUAUCGAAAGGUAUCGACAGAGAUACCCUGCCAGAUGUUGCUCAAGCACGUUAUACCAACCAUAGAUCGUCUAUGGAAUCUACUAGAUCAGUCACAACCACAUCUAUUUUUGACAUGUGGUCCAAGAAAGCUUCUCCAGCCGAGAUUGCUCAAGAGAAACAUCAUAAGCAAAAAUUAUCCAAUGAAAUUUCCAAGUACAUUUCUUCUAGUGAAUUGGUUGUUUUAAUGGACAAUAUUUUCACCAAAAGUGCUGAUUUACCUGGUGAUGCUAUUAUAGAUUUCAUCAAGGCUUUAACUGAUGUUUCUCUCGAAGAGAUAGAGUCCUCCCAGGAUGCAUCAACUCCAAGAAUGUUUUCCCUUCAAAAGAUGGUAGACGUCUGUUAUUAUAAUAUGGAUCGUAUUAAAGUUGAAUGGACUCCUAUCUGGGCCGUUAUGGGCAGAGCUUUUAAUAAAAUUGCAACAAAUGCCAAUUUAGCUGUUGUAUUUUUUGCUAUUGAUUCUUUACGUCAAUUAUCAAUGAGAUUUUUGAAUAUAGAUGAAUUGUCUGGUUUUGAAUUUCAAAGUGACUUUUUGAAACCUUUUGAAUAUAUCAUUCAAAACUCAGGCAAUAUUGAGGUCCAAGAAAUGAUCAUCGAAUGUUUCCGUAACUUUAUCUUAACGAAAUCUGAAAAAAUAAAGUCCGGGUGGAAACCUAUUUUAGAAUCGUUACAAUAUACCUCACAGUCACCACACGAAAUUAUCGUUAAGAAGACCUAUCUACUUGUUAGUAACGAUAUUGUUGCUAAUAAUUUCGAAAGCAUAUUUUCACAAGAUGAAUCAUUUAGUGAAUUAAAUAACGUCUUUAGAGAAAUUUCAAAACAUAAGAGAUUCCAAAAACUAUCAUUACACGCUCUAGAAGCAUUAAAGGAAACUACUAAAAAAGUCGCAACUAUUUGCUUUGCAGCACCUGAUGACCCCAACUAUGAACAUUAUCAACAAAUAUUACGUGGAAAAGAUACUUUCCAAGAUAUCUGGUUCCCAAUGCUAUUUUGUUUUAACGAUACAAUUAUGACAGCAGAAGACUUAGAGGUCAGAUCAAGAGCUUUGAACUACUUGUUUGAUUGUUUAGUAACUUAUGGUAAAAAUUUUGAUGAUGUAUUUUGGGAAAAAAUUUGUACUAAAUUAUUGUUCCCAAUAUUCGGUGUUCUAUCCAAACACUGGGAAGUAAAUCAAUUUAAUAGCCAUGAUGAUUUAAGUGUUUGGUUGUCAACAACUUUAAUUCAAGCAUUGAGAAAUCUGGUUGCUUUAUUUAAUCAUUAUUUUGAAGCCUUGAAUAAAAUGUUAGAUGGUUUCUUAGGGCUACUAGUCUCAUGCAUCUGUCAAGAAAAUGACACAAUUGCUAGAAUAGGUAGAUCUUGUUUACAAGAAUUAAUCUUACAGAAUGUAUCUAAAUUCCAAGACUCACAUUGGACUGAAAUUGGAGAUGUUUUUGACAAACUAUUUGGACUAACAACUGCUAAUGAAUUGUUUGAAUAUGAUCCAUUGAAGCGCGGUAGAAAACCAUCAUCCGCGAACAUCAAAACAGAGGGUAAUAUUACUGAUACAAUUCAAAGAGCUAAUGAAGAGGAGGCGAGUGAAGAUGUUGGUAAUGAUAUGCUAGAGAAUGAGGAUGACUCCAAAAAUGAAACCCAACUCACUAAAACAACCGAUGACCAGUCCUCUCAGUAUUCACAAAAGCCAUUAUCUACAGCAAGAUCUGCAGAAGACGUUCGUGGUAGAUUAUUUGUUAAGAACUCUAUUGUGGUUAAAUGUGUUUUACAAUUAUUGAUGAUUGAAUUAAUAAGUGAUUUAUUUGAUAAUGAAGACCUAAUUAAUCACAUACCUUUAAAGCAAUCAAUGAAAUUAGCAACGAUCUUAGAAAAAUCAUACGAAUUUGCUCGUGAUUUUAAUGCCGAUUAUGAAUUGAGAACAAGAUUAGUAGAAGCUCGUGUAGUUGAUAAAAUUCCAAAUCUAUUAAAGCAAGAAACUAGUGCUGCUGCCGUAUUAAUUAACAUCUUUUUUAUGCUGUACUUAAACGAUGAUGAGAAGAAACCUGAAUUAAUUAGCCGUUUAAUUUCCAUUAGUACUGACGUCUUAAAGAAUUAUGUCGAAUUAGACGAUAGAACAAUGGAACGUAGUAUAAAAUCAUGGCGACCAGUAAUAGUGGAAAUAUUACAAGGUUAUUACGAAUUCGACGAUGAGGACUUUCAUAAAUACUGCUCUUCAAUUUAUACUUUGGUUAUCCAAAUAUUAGAUAAAACAGUUCCAUCCGAUUUGAGAUCUGCUGUGAAAUUAUUUUUGAUAAGAGUUGGCGAGCUAUACUUGAACCAAGAGGUUAAUCAGAAUUAA